Molecule: messenger RNA, 5988 nt
Organism: Belonocnema kinseyi
Lineage: Eukaryota; Metazoa; Arthropoda; Insecta; Hymenoptera; Cynipidae
Gene: cnc
Product: segmentation protein cap'n'collar
Exons: 13
Coding region: 936-3863 (975 amino acids)
Biological process (GO): regulation of transcription by RNA polymerase II
Cellular component (GO): nucleus
Molecular function (GO): RNA polymerase II cis-regulatory region sequence-specific DNA binding; DNA-binding transcription factor activity, RNA polymerase II-specific
Source: RefSeq, a predicted model, not a curated record
CGUGUGGGUAAAAGUUCAAUUGACGCGGCCCUGAGAUACGACGUUGCCAGAGUGACCUGCUGAGUCACAUAUCGUGUGCGAUCUCUCCCAGCAAGGUGUACUACUACGUUUCUCCGCAAAAUCGCGUGUUUAAAUCACCACACAGGCGUAAUUAACUCAAAUUUUCAACAGAACCACUACUCAGUCUCAAAGUGGUUUGAAAAACGUGCAAAAUUUGCGACCAGACGCGAGCUCCAAGUGCGCGCUCAUCAGAAAUACAAGUGCUCCGAAAUCCCGAGGCCGGAAUCGUGACCUGUCAAAAACCGUAUCGUCCAAGUCAGAAGAUUUCUUACGAUUUCGUGACUCGUGCAGGGUGUCAGUCGUAAAAAAAGUUGAUAGUGUUUCCCUAAAGUGCGCAUAUUUCACCAGGAGUGCCUAUUGUUCGCGUAAAUAGUGUGCCGAGAGCAGCGAUGCUUGACGUGGCCUGUGUAUAUUUUGAGGUUAUUUCUGUACUCAUGUAACUGACCUAUACCCGCCGAAGGUGGACCGCAGCCUUUAUUUCUAAUCCAGCGGUCUAACAGACAGGUUUAUUCUCUGGAGAUAACUCUUCGCGAAAAGUGCAAUCCGUGACAUCAAAUUACUUCGAUUUUAAAACCGCCUUCAAGAAGGCUGCAUAACCUCAAAUUCAGCUGUCAAAUCUUUUCUACUUUUCGCAGUAAACGUGGUGCUUGUUAAAUUGAAUGGUAAACGAGAUAUCUACUCGGAACUUGAGAAGUUCUUGAUAAAUGAUCGAAAAUUGUCGAUUCCUUGAAAUGUUUUACGUGCUGAUCGUUCUCAACAUAAGAGCCAACCCACUGUGACGGCACGUCAGAAUUCAAGGACUCUCUUUCUCAAGAAUUUGUUCUAAAAUUCUGUGAUAAAUCUAGGAAAAAGAAGAUAGAAAAAUAAACUUAAAAAUGUUGGGUCUUAAAAAACUGUACCGCGAGGAGCUUUUGCAGCUUGCUCUGCUGCUUUCGUUGCUCCGGGUGGAUCCUGACUCUUAUUUAGGUAUUGAUAUUCAGACUAUUGGUGUUGGUUCCUUGGAUCUAAAUAAUGGAUCCGGAUGGCACUCGGAUGCACACACUAUCGUGCAUCGACCCACGUUUGUGCAUCCAAAAAACUUGGAUUCGAUGCUUCUUAAUUAUGAGAGAGACAUCUUCGAAGACUUAAAUUCCCUGGGUAGAUACAAUAGAAUGAACAGUGCUCAUAAUGAUAUACACGCGUAUUUAUUAAACAUCGAGGAUGUUGGGAGAGACGCAGCUGUGCCAGGACCAAGUAUUCCAAAUUCGACAGAUCUUGCCAGGAAUAUGACAUCUCCAGAUCCACCGACGACCUCGAAUUCUCCUUCUCAACCUGUUGGUGCCACGGAACUUACACAAGAGGACAUGGAUCUGAUCGAAGCUCUUUGGAAGCAAGAUGUCGAUUUAGGAUUUACCUUGGUGGAACGAACAGCUCCAGAUAAGACCUUGGAAAAAGAAUCCGAAGAUGAUAUCGAGAAAUUAAAAGCCUUGAAAGCUAUUAAUUCUACAAAUGAAAAGGAGGAAACCAAAGAAACCGAAGCGCCAAAGGAAGAACAUCCUUGGGGUGGCUUACCAUAUUCUAUCGACGUCGAAACAGGUGAAUAUAUUUAUAGUCCUUCGAGCCAAAGCCAAGGGGGAAGUACCAGCUCUAUCGACAGCGGGGAUCAAUUUUUGGGAGAAACUCCAUACGAACUAGUGGGACUUGUUGAGGAAUCUCUUGGACUAAAUGACACUCUUGGUCUCGAUAAUGACUUCACUGCGGACCUACUCGGAGGUGGGCUCCUAGAAGAUACCACUGUUGCGGGACUCCUCGGCAACGACACCUUAAGUCUACCCGACGGAUUCAACCUCGAGGAGGCACUUCAACUGGUUGGUCUCGAUGAAGCUGCGGGAGAGGAGACGAAGCCGGAAGUGAAAAACAAGAAGUCUGGUAAAGAAGAAACAGAGGUUGCAAAGAACGUGUCCAAGACAUCCUCGUCAGAUAACGACAAGGUCACGAGGUCAGCCGUCGAAGACGAAGAAGCCGGCGACAUGAUUCACACACCGCAAUUUCACCAUCCCCACAAUCCUCACCACCCGCACCAUCCACACCAUCCACAUCAUCCACAUCAUCCGCACCAUCGCUCGUUUCAGAGUCGCAUGGGCUUGGUACGCACAAUGAGCACGGAAGAACGAUGGCAGGAUUUGGCAUCAAUGCUGUCACUUCCGAAUGGUGCGAGUCAUUUUGCGCAUCCAGCGCUUCCUGGAUAUCCAGGACAUGGCAUGGGCCACAGUCAUUACGAGGCACAACGUAAUGUAUUGCUUCAUAACGCUACUUUGGCACCUCCAGUUGGUGAUCUCAAUGGCACAAGUCCGUACCACCACGUUGGUGGACCAUCAAAUCUGGGAUCAGCGGUGGCUACAUCGAUGAACUUAACAAACAGUAGCGAACCAAUAGGAACAGAGAACGGAGCAACUUACAAGUCCGAGCCAAACGACAUGAUGUAUUAUCACACACCUACCUCCGAUCCGAUCAAUCAAACGACCGAUGGAUUCUUUUCUGCCCUUCUCCAAGACGAAGAUCUCCAGCUGAUGGACAUGUCAAUGAACGAUAGCAUGUACACCAUGCGAAUGCUGGAUAACAGCAGCAACAAUGCAUCUGGUCCAACUGGAGCUGCAGCACUUCCUGGAGUACAGGCAGGUGGCACAACAACAUCGGUUGGAGUAACCACCUUACCCUGUGUCACGGAUGAGAGGAUGGAUGCCUCCAGUGAUAGUGCUGUAAGCAGCAUGGGCAGUGAACGAGUUGGAUCAGUUUCUGAUGGCGAGUGGAUGGAAACCGGAUCAAAUUCUAGCCAUACACAAGCCGAUUCUCAUUAUUCCAUGGACUAUGCUAGCAAAUACCAUAUGCCCUACGACUGCAGUUAUGGAAGAAAUGGCAACACUCCUCGUUGCCAAGCUGACCGAAGCAUGGCUCCAGUUGCACAGAAGAAGCAUCAGAUGUUUGCUAAGCGAUACUUCCAGGAACAGGGGACCGGAUCACCCCUUGGUGCCACUGCGCAUCCAACUACACCGAUGAAAUAUGAAUAUGAUGCCCAAACCGUUGCUGCUGGUGCUCCAGGGAAUGCCUAUUCUGGUCCAAUAGAAGGUGCCGCAGGUCCUCAGAAUGAAAUUAAAUACAGUUGCAGUGUCGACUUUGCACGUCAUCAAUCUGGGCGAUCGGCGAUUGAACACAUUCACCACAAUCACACCUAUCAUCUUCCAGCAGAAACUUCUGGAUCAUUACAUCGUCCUUUAUCGCGUGAUAAGAAAGCCCGUAAGAGCGAGGCAGAAGAGCACCUGACUAGAGAUGAAAAACGCGCCCGAGCUUUGAACGUACCUAUCGCAGUGCACGACAUCAUCAACUUGCCCAUGGACGAAUUUAAUGAACGCCUUAGCAAGUAUGAUCUUAGCGAAGCCCAACUUUCGUUGAUUCGCGACAUCAGAAGACGAGGAAAGAAUAAAGUUGCGGCACAAAACUGCCGCAAGCGCAAACUCGAUCAGAUCAUGAGCCUCGCUGAUCAGGUUAAAGAAAUGCGUGACCGCAAAAUGAGACUGAUCCGAGAACGAGAUUUCAUGCUGAUGGAAAGGCAGCGCGUUAAAGACAAAUUCAGUCAACUGUACCGUCACGUUUUCCAGUCUCUGCGAGAUCCAGACGGCAACCCCUAUAACCCAUACGAGUACACCCUCCAGCAGACAGCGGACGGAAACGUCCUUCUGGUUCGCCGGAACCAAACGAAUCCUCAUCACUCUCGCACCUCAACAAUGGAGCCGAAAUCGAAGCCUGAUAUCGAUCGAAAGGAGUGAGGCUCCACAAACCUAGACUCCAAAGAGAUUGGUAAUCAGGAGAAGUUCAAACAUGUUGUUGACAGCAAAAUGGCACGUCCUUGAUGCCAUGAAUUUCGCCACGCAGCGCAGGGAACAUUUAUUUUAAGAAUAAUAACAACUCUUAACGAAAAAUAAAGUUGCGUUGCUUUGACUUGAUCCUAGUCACGCGCACGCGAUGACAAUAUGCGAGAGACAACGAGUUCUGCUAGUUUUCAGCUAGCUAAAUAAAUACCUUUCCAGACUAGAUAGUAUGUACGAUGGUUUUUAACGUUGACGGUAUCCAGGAGGAAGAGUGGUUGUGAAUUAUUUAAACCUAAUAUGGAUGAUACCAUGAUUUUUAUUAUUAUUUUCUAAAUGGGAAAAGCCGUUCAUGUACUUUCUCAGAAAGCUCUUUAUCAUUUUUUUUAUUAAGGAGUUUCUUCUUUGUAUAAUCCUUCGGCAGAAGGUCACGACAUUGUUGCUAGAAACAGAAGAAAUUCUGUGAUUUCGUUUUGCAGAAACUAAAGUUCUGUUGAUGUCUCAUUCGAAAAGGAUUGAGUUCUUAUAAUAUGUUUUAAGGACUUGGCAGCAGACAAAAAAAAGAUAGAAUGAGAUGAAGGCGUCUGACAUGAAUCAGAAAUGUGCAGUAAUUUUUCGAGAUGAGUGUGUGGUUUAACCACAAUCGCUCCUGUUCUCUUCCUCUUAAUCAGAACUCUUCUUCCUCACUCGUGUCUUUUAGAUUACGCUCCUAGUGAUUCGUCUUGCAGGUGUGAAUUUUCUGCGAAAAUUCCACCAUCGCGUCCAAGAGUUUUACUCUUGUAAAAAAAAAAAAAGAAAAUGGAAACGAAUCUGUCGCAUUUCAAUGCUGUUGUAGAAUUUGCGUCUUUGGUCUAUCAAAAGAUGCAUUAAAAUACGACCAUUAAGCAUUAAUUAAAAUUUAGUUGCGACUAUAAAGAAAAACUGCUACAUUCGUCUACUCGUUGCAUAAAGUUAAUCACAGUGCGAAUGAUUCUUCGACUCAAAAUGGAAAAAAAUCAUAGGAAUACGGACUGUUACAAAAUGAGUUUUUGUACUCCGUUUAACUGAAUGUAUACUAAUGUCAAGGCUUAUAAAUUAUAAUAUGAAUCGCACCGAAGCCAUAUUAUGAGUUUUUGGUACGGUUCGUGCAUUUAUCGAAGGGUAAAAAGGGAUCCUUGAAGUCGUAGGUAGCUUACAACUGCAGUAUUGAUUGGUGAAGAAUCAAAAAAAUGAGGGAAAGAUUGCUUUGCCUAUUGCUUGAAGGGUCUCAUUCGAAGCGUUUCUUUUUGUUUGAUAAAAGGCAAAUGCUUGAGUUAUUGCCUGGGAACGUUUAACACAGGAAAAAAUACUUUAAUCGGUUCUGCGUUUCGAAAUGUUGUUACUUUGAUCAAUAUAUAAUACCCAGUUUGGAAAUCGGUACACUCAGGCAAGAUACUAACUAACGUUACGUAAUGUAAAAAUAAGACUAGAAACUAGUGCAACAAUGUGAAUAUACUUACUGCAAUUUGCUGUACUGCUACAAUAUUAAUAAUAGUACUGAUAUUGCGAUAUAUGAACAAACAUAGCAAGAAAAACCUAUUUUUUAUAAUAAACAGACGAGAAUCGUUCAGGUAUUUCACAUUUGCCUUUUUAUGUAUAUAUCGACGUAGUUAGUAUAAUUUUCUAUAAAUAUUACACAUGUAUAAAUGAAGCGAUUAGUUGUUGUUACGUACGGAAAAAGUGUACGUAUGUGCGGAAAUAAUGGAAAAUAAUUAUAUAUGCUACGACGUGAAAACGUAGUGAAGAAAUGAAGAAAAUGAGGAAGAAUGCAGCUUCUGCUGACACUUAAGUAAUCUGCCAUUUUUUAAGGUUUUAAUUCACGAUUGUAUUCAUACCACCGGGUGUAGGAUGCCUUUUGCGUAUCGAAAUCGACGAGCAGAAAUCCUGCUGUUGAAAAUUCUAUGUAAGACGGAUUAGCUUGUUUUGAUAUCAAAGAUGUCUGUUCGUUUGUUGUAUAUUUUAACAUAAGUUUUAUCUACUUGCCCAGGCAUUUUUAGAUCUCCACGCGUCAUUAAAUUUCUAUAUUGUAUAAACAAACUUCAAAUAAAUCUCUGGGAAAAAGUACCUG